Fraxinus pennsylvanica is the source of this 399-nucleotide messenger RNA. The record is from the annotation of a GenBank genome assembly. Lineage: Eukaryota; Viridiplantae; Streptophyta; Magnoliopsida; Lamiales; Oleaceae.
AUGCAGCCAAAGCUUUAUCCUAUACAAAUUGAGAGCCAAAAUCAAUUUCUCUCGAAGAGAACUGAGAAGGAGCAAAAAUGGCAUAUUGUUAGCAAGAAAUGGGCACUACGGGAGGCAAAUCUUGGUAGCUUCUCCGGGUGUCAAGAAUCGGUUUUGUUUUCUUUUCCAGAUCCUUCCUAUGCUCUGCCAUUUCUACCAAAACCAGCAUUAUCACGUGUCUUUGUUGAUUCCGAGGAUGUUAUUGAAGUCGUAUUAGGAGUAUCAGUUCCCGCCACAAUUUCGAUAUCAACAGAAUGCUACGGUUGGAUAUAUCGCUGUCGCCCUCGCCGUCCACGUCCAAUCGCCGGUAAUCCAAUUCCCACGAGAGAGUUGAGGCGAGAAGGAGUAGGAAGAUUUUGA